AAAUCCAGCCAAAUUAAAAAAAAAAAAUGCAAAUUUAAUUACAAAGAAAAAAUUAAUCUAAAAAAAAAUAUAUAUAGAAAGUCAAAAUAAGCAAAAAGUCAACUAAUUUUUUCCUCCCCUCCAAUUGCCUGGCAAUAUCUAAUUGUUUAUAUAUAUAUAUAGCAUUACCAUCUUCAUAUAUAUAUAUAUAUAUAUAUUUAUUAUAUAUGUAAAUGUAAUAUAUAUUUGUGUAUCUGUGUGUGUGUAUUUUCGUGUGCAUUCCAUCCAUUAAUUCUAUAACUCAAUCUAUGUAAAACAAAAAUUAACAAAACUAAAAACCAAAUAAACAAAAAAAAAAACCAAACAAAAAACAUACAAAAAAUACAAUUAAAUCGAAACCGAAACUACCAAACAAAACUAUUAAACGCGUAUUAAAAACGCGUUAAAAAAAUACAAAUAUAUUACCGUGAAACCCAACAAAAUAAUCUGAACAACAAAUUGUGCUCCAAAAUGGCGGACAUCAUGCGUCCGCCGUACAGUGAGAUCAAACGGCCGGACGAAAUCGUCAGAAUGACAACCGCCGACAAUCUCAAGUUCGCCGUCCUUAUCGGCCUCAUCGAGGUUGGUCAGGUGACCAACCGGGAGGUGGUCAACACCGUUCUACACUUGCUGGUCGGCGGUGAAUUCGAUAUGGAAUUGAAUUUUGUGAUACAGGAUGCGCAGAAUAUCAAACAUAUGCUGGAGCUGCUGGAUCAUUGUCCGCCCAAUUUGCAGGCGGAGAUUUGGAGCGUCUUCAUUGCAAUUCUGCGCAAAAGCGUCCGCAAUCUACAGGCCUGCACAGAUGUUGGCCUCAUUGAGCAUGUUCUGGUCCGCCUGCAGCGCUCCGAAACGGUUGUGGCAGAUCUGCUCAUCGAAAUGCUGGGCGUGCUGGCCAGCUACAGCAUAACGGUAAAGGAGCUGAAGCUGCUCUUUGGCACAAUGAAGGCCAACAAUGGCAAAUGGCCACGGCACUCGGCCAAGCUCCUGAAUGUCCUACGGCAGAUGCCCCACCGCAACGGGCCGGAUGUCUUCUUUAGUUUUCCGGGUCGCAAGGGAUCGGCCAUGGUCCUGCCGCCUUUGGCCAAGUGGCCCUACGAGAAUGGGUUCACCUUCACCACCUGGUUCCGCCUGGAUCCCAUUAACUCGGUGAAUAUUGAACGGGAGAAGCCCUACCUCUACUGCUUUAAGACAUCGAAGGGCGUAGGCUAUACGGCGCACUUUGUGGGCAACUGCCUCGUUCUCACCUCCAUGAAGGUCAAGGGCAAGGGCUUUCAGCAUUGUGUCAAAUACGAAUUCCAGCCACGAAAGUGGUAUAUGAUUGCCAUAGUGUAUAUAUACAAUCGUUGGACGAAAAGCGAAAUCAAGUGCCUCGUUAAUGGACAGCUGGCCUCCUCCACGGAAAUGGCCUGGUUUGUUUCCACAAACGAUCCCUUUGACAAGUGCUAUAUAGGAGCCACGCCCGAGUUGGACGAGGAGCGCGUGUUCUGCGGCCAAAUGUCGGCGAUUUACCUGUUUAGCGAGGCGUUGACCACGCAGCAGAUUUGCGCGAUGCACCGCCUGGGUCCCGGCUACAAGUCGCAGUUUCGAUUCGACAACGAGUGCUAUCUGAAUCUGCCGGACAAUCACAAGCGGGUGAGUCACUUUCAACUCUUGCCAGCAACGUCCACAACAUCCUUGCCGGUGGUGGGCGGCAGCACUGGGAGUGGCAGUGGCACUGGCACCGGCGAUGCGGCAGCAGCAGCAGCUGCCGCCGCUGGUCAGCAACAGUUGCAGUUGCAAUUCCAAAUCCUGGCCGCCGAGCAGGAGGCGCGAGCCAUCGAUUGGUCCGACGAGAGGCUGGAUUUGAAUGCGGCCUUUGUGAAAAUUCGAGCGGUACUUACCGCACGCAAUGCGGUGACUUUGGCCAGUAAUAAUAGUAGUAGUAAUGCUGCCACGGCAGCAGCAGCAGCAGCAGCCGCCGCUGCAGCAGCAGCAACAGCAACGCCGGCCGCAGCAGCCACACCCACGGGACACACACCUUCCACGGAGGACACCCAACAGCAGCAGCAGCAGCAGCAGCAGCAUCAGGCACAUGCAACACAGGGCGACAGCGAUCCGCUUGGCCAUUUGCCCACCGGAAAUGCUUCUUUCGAGCAACUGCGUCGCAUGUCCAGCGCCAGCAAUCUGAGCUCCCUGAUGGCAACCGCCGACACUGAGGAGGUCAACCAGCUGAAAGCUGUGCUGUACGAUGGCAAGCUAUCGAAUGCCAUUGUGUUUAUGUACAAUCCGGUGGCCACCGAUGGUCAACUGUGUCUGCAGUCGUCGCCCAAGGGAAACGUUUCCUAUUUCGUGCACACGCCGCAUGCCCUCAUGUUGCAGGAUGUGAAGGCCGUGGUCACGCACUCGAUACACUGCACCCUGAACUCGAUUGGAGGCAUACAGGUGCUAUUUCCGCUGUUCUCCCAGCUGGACAUGGCCCACGAGGGCCUAGGGGAUAUUAAGAGGGAUCCCACGUUGUGCUCCAAGCUGCUGGGCUUCAUUUGCGAACUGGUGGAGACCUCCCAGACGGUGCAGCAGCACAUGAUCCAGAACCGGGGCUUCCUGGUCAUCUCGUUCAUGCUGCAGCGCUCCUCCCGCGAACAUCUAACACUGGAGGUCCUUGGAUCCUUUCUCAACCUCACCAAAUAUCUGGUCACCUGCCUGUCGGCCAAUAGCGAUUUGCUGCUCAAGCAGUUGUUCUGUUUCUCAUUUCUCACGUGGCAGCUGCUGGACCAUGUCCUCUUCAAUCCAGCCCUGUGGAUCUAUACGCCGGCGAAUGUCCAGGCGCGACUGUACUCCUACCUGGCCACCGAGUUCCUCUCGGACACGCAGAUCUACAGCAAUGUGCGGCGGGUGAGCACCGUUCUCCAGACGGUGCAUACCCUCAAGUACUACUACUGGGUGGUGAAUCCGCGAGCCAAGAGUGGCAUUAUCCCAAAGGGAUUGGAUGGCCCACGUCCUGCCCAGAAGGAUAUCCUGGCCAUCCGUGCCUACAUCCUGCUAUUCCUCAAGCAGCUUAUAAUGAUCGGCAACGGGGUCAAGGAGGAUGAGCUGCAGAGCAUACUCAACUAUCUGACCACCAUGCAUGAGGACGAGAACCUGCACGAUGUUUUGCAGAUGCUCAUCUCACUGAUGUCGGAGCAUCCCAGUUCCAUGGUACCUGCCUUCGAUGUGAAGCACGGCGUGCGCAGCAUCUUCAAACUGCUGGCGGCCGAGAGUCAGCUCAUCCGGCUGCAGGCCCUCAAGCUGCUUGGGUUCUUCCUUUCGCGCAGCACCCACAAACGCAAAUAUGACGUGAUGUCGCCGCACAAUCUUUAUACCCUGCUGGCCGAAAGGUUACUUCUCUAUGAGGAGUCCCUCUCCCUGCCCACAUACAAUGUCCUCUAUGAGAUUAUGACGGAGCAUAUCUCGCAGCAGAUUCUCUACACACGUCAUCCUGAACCGGAGAGUCACUAUCGUCUGGAGAAUCCAAUGAUCCUCAAGGUGGUGGCCACUCUGAUCCGCCAGUCCAAGCAAACCGAGUCCCUGAUCGAUGUAAAGAAGCUAUUCCUGCAGGACAUGACCCUGCUGUGUAAUAGCAAUCGUGAAAAUCGCCGAACCGUUCUCCAAAUGUCCGUCUGGCAGGAGUGGCUCAUUGCGAUGGCCUACAUCCAUCCGAAGAGCAGCGAAGAGCAGAAGAUUAGUGACAUGGUCUACUCCCUGUUUCGAAUGCUGCUCCAUCAUGCCAUAAAGCAUGAGUACGGCGGCUGGCGGGUAUGGGUUGACACCCUGGCCAUUGUUCACUCAAAGGUGUCGUACGAGGAGUUCAAGCUGCAGUUUGCCCAGAUGUACGAGCACUAUGAGCGCCAGCGGACGGACAAUAUAACGGAUCCUGCCCUGCGUCAGGCACGACCCAUUAGCACAAUCAGUGGCUGGGAGCGUGAGGAGUUGCAUCAGCAGCAGAAUGGAGUUGUGGGUGCUGCGGCAGGAGUAGCAGCAGUAGCAGCACCUUCAAGUCAGGUGGGAGGUGGAACAGCUGCUGCCGUCAAGGCUGCCGUUUCCAUAGCCUCGCUGGAGGAUGUGCCGCCCGUGGUGGAGGAGGAAGUUGAAGAACUGGAAUUGGAGGAGAUUGAGGUGGUGCAGGAGAGUCUGGGAGAGGAAGAGCCGACCGAGCCCAAGUCUGUGAUUGCCAACAUCUCGGAUGUGUACAAUGAGCAGCUGAAAACCGAUGCCACCACCUGCAAUGGCAACCUGGAGGAGACAGAUCAAGACCAGCAGCAGCAGCAGGACCUGGAGAAGAGCUUGGAGCCGGUACCUUUGCCCAUUCCAGUUGCCCAACCCGAAGAGGGUUCCGCCUCCGCCUCCUCCUCCUCGCUGGGAGCCCUGCGCGAGACCCUGCAGCUGGGCGAUGACAUGGAUGUGGAGGAAUUGGAACUGGCCACGGCCAAGGAUGCUCUCAAUGCUGAGCAGCAUGUGGCCCGGGUUUUGCAAUCCUCAGAGGCGGCUCUAAACGAAUGCAAAAUGGCCGUGGAUGAUGUACUACAAGAAGCCUCCUCGGUGCUUAAGGACGAGGAGAUCGAGCUGGCCGUCAACGAAGUUGUCCAGGGUGUACUUAACAAUGAGAAGAAGGCGACCACGCUGAUUCCCGAACAGGAUGUGAAUGUUACCCUGCUAAAUAGCAAGAAUCUGCUCAACAACAACAAUAAUAACAACAACAACAGUCCAAGUUUAACGCCCACAACUGGGGUGGAAACGACGACGACGACAUCAUCAGCAGCAGCAGCAGCAGAGGAGACGGAAGUCAAUGCCAAUGAAAUUGUUGUUGUAACAACGGAACAACAACAACAACAACAACAACAACAAGUGCCGGCAAAAACGGAAACAGUGGAAGCUGUUCUGGCCAAGCCAGGUCUUAUACCCAGUUCCGGUGAUGCCAGCUCCAGUCCAAGUCCAAGUCCCAGUUCCAGCCCAGAAGCAAGCAAUCAAAAGACUGAAGAAGCAGCCAACAAGCUGAACAACAACGAGAAGCUGGCAGAGAUCAGUGCUCAGGUAAAGGAGGCACCUUUAGGGGAUCUCCUGCCGGCGGAAGAGCAGGAUCAGAAGGAUCAGACAAAGGUCGUCACACCUGAACCCGAAGCCGAUCCAGUGGCUUUGGCCGUUAGGGACAUUGUUGAGCAGCUCAUUGACAAGGUGAUCGAUGCCACCGAGGCGGAAGCGGAAGGAGAAGCCUCUACAGUGGCUGCCACCAAAAAGGAAACGAACAACAAUGAGCUGCCAAAGGAGGAGGAGCAGCAGGAAAAGGAGAAGGAAAAGCAGGAAAAGGAGGAGCACCAGGAAAAUGAGAAUCUGAAAGAGGAACAGCACAAAAAGGAGAAAGAAUCUCCCGUUGCCGCUCCCGAGGAAGUGGAAAGCUUGGCUGCCGCUGUUGCCGCCAAGGAAAUCGUCCAGGAAGUGGUAGAAGCUGCUCUGGUCUCGGUCGAAGAUGAGACUUCCCAAGAGCCAGCCAAGAAAAACCCAGAACUCAACGAGGAGAAACCACAACAAGUCCAGAGUCCAGAAAAAACCAAAAACAAAGAUGAACUUGAGCUUAGCAAGGAACUGGAAGAUAAGCCCUGCAAGGAAUCCCCAGAGUCAACCGAUGCUAAGGACCAAGUGGUGGCCAUUGUCAAUCAAGUACUGGACACACUUGUCGAUGAGACCGUCAAGGCUGUGGCCGCCUCGGAGCAAACCACACAGACCUCGCCCGCCCCCGAACAGGAGUCGCCCCGUGUCCUGUCCAAGGAGGCCACAACAGCAACGACGGCCACAACGCCGGUGCGCAUAAAGCCCACCGAGGUGGAUUCCACCACACAGACCACGCCCAAAAAUGAGGCGGGUCAACCGAGCAACGCUGCUGGCACUUUGUUGGUCGAGGAGCAGCAGGCGCAGCAGCAGCAGCUUCAAGAUGAGGAUGUCCAAACUGGAGGCACUGUUGAGGAUGAGGAGUAUGCCGCCCAGCAGGCUGCAGCCGGUGUGGAUGGAGCCAGCCAAAUGGAGGCCAGUCAUUACGGUCCCGCUGGUGCAGCUGGCCAGGAGCAGAAGCAGCAACAACAACAGCAACGCUCCAAAUCGGGCUCCACCCGACCCAUGUUCAGUCCUGGACCCACGCGUCCACCCUUCCGGAUACCGGAGUUCAAGUGGUCCUACAUCCAUCAGCGCCUGCUCAGCGAUGUGCUCUUCUCCCUGGAGACGGACAUCCAGGUGUGGCGCAGCCAUUCGACGAAAAGCGUCCUAGAUUUUGUCAACUCCAGCGAGAAUGCCAUAUUUGUGGUGAAUACAGUGCAUCUGAUCUCCCAGCUGGCGGACAACCUGAUCAUAGCCUGCGGUGGAUUGCUGCCGCUUUUGGCCAGCGCCACAUCGCCCAAUUCUGAACUGGAUGUCUUGGAGCCCACGCAGGGCAUGCCUUUGGAGGUGGCCGUGUCCUUCCUGCAGCGCCUGGUCAACAUGGCCGAUGUCUUGAUCUUUGCCACCUCGCUGAACUUUGGCGAAUUGGAGGCGGAGAAGAACAUGUCCAGUGGUGGCAUCCUGAGGCAAUGCCUCCGCCUGGUGUGCACCUGUGCGGUUCGUAACUGCUUGGAGUGCAAGGAGCGGACCCGCUAUAAUGUGGGAGCCCUGGCCAGAGAUGUGCCCGGUGCAGCACAUUUGCAGGCACUCAUUCGAGGGGCCCAGGCCUCGCCCAAGAACAUUGUCGAGUCAAUCACCGGUCAAUUAUCGCCCGUCAAGGAUCCGGAGAAGCUGCUACAGGACAUGGAUGUGAAUCGCCUGCGGGCGGUCAUCUAUCGCGAUGUGGAGGAAACCAAGCAGGCCCAGUUCCUGUCCUUGGCCAUUGUCUACUUUAUAUCAGUGCUAAUGGUGUCCAAAUACCGUGAUAUCCUGGAGCCGCCGGCAGAGCCGCAGAUCCAGCGACAAUCGCCAGUGCUGCAGCGCACGGCAGGCGGCGAAGCCGCCAGUGCGCGUCCUUUGUUUCCCCAAUGGUCGCAUCAUGUCUAUCCGCAAUUCCUGCCCGAAUCGCAUCAGAAUCAUGUGGCAGCUGCCCCAGGCAACAUGCCGCAGCAGCAGCAACAGCAGCAGCAACAUUACUACCAGCAACAACAGCAGCAGCAGCAGGUUGCCCAUAAUCACAGCCAUCACCAUUACUAUCAGCAGCAGCAGCAGCAGCAGCAGCAGCAACAUGCCACAGCAGCAGUAACAACACAGCAGCAGCAGCAGCAACUUGGUGGCAAUAUCUCGCCCACUCCCUUGGCCACACACUCCACCAGCUCCUCGGCCAGCUCGACGGCCACAUCCCAGCCAGCUUCAAGCUCCAGUCUGUCCAGUUUGGCCUCCCAAAGCCAGCAGCAGACGCAUCGCCAGCUCCACAAGCAGCAGCAGCAACACUACCAUCCUCACCAGCAGCAGACGCACUAUGGCCUCAUCAAUGGCCACCAGCAGCAGCAACUGAAUGGCAAGCACUAUCCCGAGAAUGGGGGCUACCAUCCGCAUCCGCACUCGCAUCCCCACCAGCAUCAGCAUCCGCAUCCGCAUGCUUAUAUGAGGAAUGGAGGAGAGACGCCUGCCCAGAAUGGCUAUGCGGAAUACCAGACAGUGGGUCUGGUCAAUGGUCAUGGCUCUGGGCCUGGAACGGGCUCUGUCUCGGGCAAUAACAAUUCGAGUUUGAUGAAUAACAUGCGCAACCUGAGGAAUGGCAAUGGAGGAGGAGGAGGAGGAGGUGGAGUAGGAGGAGGAGCAGGAGGAGGAGUACCAGGAACUGGAGGAGCUCCUGCUGCUGCUGCUGCUGGUGUAACUGGUAUGGGCAUGACCAUGGGUAAUGUUAUCCCAGGCAAUAUGAAUAUGGGCGUGGCAGGUGGCGGCAUGGAUGGAGGCGUUAGCUACAAGACGAGCGCCAUAAAUAAUAAUUAUCGCUACAAUGGACGCAACGCAUCCGCUGGAACAGGUGGUCGGCAAAUCCAGGAUAGUGAUUAUGAAAUAAUUGUGGUGGAUGAGAAUAAUCCCUCGGUUUUGGCAGACAACGAUUCGCACUCCAGUGGACCGCCCUCGAUUAAGGCCAACCAGACAACAACAACAACAACAGCAACUACAACAACAACAACAACCCAUUACAACAAUAACAACACCACUAAGACUACAACAACAACUAUAGCAAAAUCUGCAACAACUACAACUACAACAACAGCAACAAUUAAAAUUCAACAACAACCAUUGUCACCACCCAAGCCAUUGGUGCCUCAAAAAUUGCCAAAGAGCGUGGACUCCGACGUGGGCUCCCUGAACAUGAACUCCACGGAGAAUGAGGUGCCCGAGGUGGAGUCCUCCAGCGAGAUCCUUAUCGACGACCACAAGCCCAGCCACUCGAACGACGAGAGCUGGACGGAUGUGAACCUCAACGAGGAUGCCGCUGUCCAGGCAGCCAGCGCUGGCAUGGUGGUGGGUCUCGUGGAUGGCAGCACCGAUAAGCAUGAUCCGCAUCUUAGCCAGCAGCAGCAGCAGGCGGGGAUUAACCAACAGCAGCAGCAGCAGCAACAGCAGCAGCACUCGGUGCACUCGGAACGCGGCGAUAAGCCAGACUCGGAGAUAUCCGUGGUCCGUGUGCCCGAUGGCUAUGUCUCCGGCUCGGCAGGUGUCAACUCCUCUGGCCAGAACCAAGGAGUGGUCACCAAUCAGCGAUCCCGUCCCGAAGAGCUGCCCAUGAAGGCGCCCGCUUUGGUGGCCCAACUGCCGCUGACAACGCCCUCGCGUGAGGCAAGUCUCACCCAGAAAUUGGAGGUGGCCCUGGGACCAGUCUGUCCUCUACUCCGCGAAAUAAUGGUGGACUUUGCACCCUUCCUCUCCAAGACCCUGGUGGGCUCCCACGGCCAGGAGCUGCUGAUGGAGGGCAAGGGUCUGACCACCUUCAAGAACUCCCAUUCCGUGGUGGAGCUGGUGAUGCUCCUCUGCUCCCAGGAGUGGCAAAACAGCCUGCAAAAGCACGCCGGCCUGGCCUUCAUCGAGCUGAUCAACGAGGGACGUCUGCUGUCGCACGCCAUGAAGGAUCACAUUGUCCGGGUGGCCAAUGAGGCGGAAUUCAUCCUGAAUCGAAUGCGGGCCGACGAUGUCCUCAAGCAUGCCGACUUUGAGUCGCAGUGUGCACAGACCCUGCUGGAGCGGAGAGAGGAGGAGCGUAUGUGCGAUCACCUGAUCACAGCGGCCAGGCGAAGGGACAAUGUCAUAGCCAGUCGGUUGCUCGAAAAAGUCCGAAACAUAAUGUGUAAUCGUCAUGGAGCCUGGGGUGACUCCAGCUCCAGUUCCACCACGAGUGCCAGCGGUGGUGUCAUUGUGGGUGCAGUGCAAAAGAGUCCCUACUGGAAGCUGGAUGCCUGGGAGGAUGAUGCCCGUCGACGCAAGCGGAUGGUGCAGAAUCCCCGAGGAUCCUCUCAUCCGCAGGCCACACUGAAGGCGGCCCUAGAGAAUGGCGGCCCCGAAGAUGCCAUACUGCAGACACGCGAUGAGUUCCAUACCCAAAUAGCUGUGUCCCGGUCGCAUCCCUCCUCGGGCCAGCACAAUGGUGAGCUCCUGGACGAUGCUGAGCUUCUGAUUGAAGACCGUGAGCUGGAUUUGGAUCUCACAGGACCCGUGAACAUAAGCACCAAGGCUCGCCUGAUAGCACCCGGUUUGGUGGCUCCUGGCACCGUGUCCAUCACCAGCACGGAGAUGUUCUUCGAGGUGGAUGAAGAGCAUCCCGAGUUCCAGAAGAUUGAUGGUGAAGUGCUCAAGUAUUGCGAUCAUCUCCAUGGCAAGUGGUACUUCUCCGAGGUGCGUGCCAUCUUCUCGCGUCGCUAUCUCCUCCAAAAUGUGGCCCUGGAGAUCUUUCUGGCCAGCCGGACGUCCAUAUUGUUUGCCUUUCCCGAUCAGCACACGGUGAAGAAGGUAAUCAAGGCUUUGCCUCGGGUGGGAGUGGGCAUCAAGUAUGGAAUACCACAGACACGACGGGCAUCGAUGAUGUCACCCCGCCAGCUGAUGCGGAACUCCAACAUGACCCAGAAGUGGCAGCGACGCGAGAUUAGCAACUUUGAGUAUCUGAUGUUCCUCAAUACGAUUGCGGGCAGAACAUACAACGACCUGAAUCAGUAUCCCAUUUUCCCCUGGGUUCUGACCAACUACGAGUCCAAGGAUUUGGAUCUCAGCCUGCCCUCCAACUAUAGGGAUCUCUCAAAGCCCAUUGGAGCUUUGAAUCCCUCACGACGAGCGUACUUUGAGGAGCGUUACGAGAGCUGGGAUAGCGAUACCAUACCGCCAUUCCAUUAUGGCACCCACUAUUCCACGGCGGCCUUUACCCUCAACUGGCUGGUGCGUGUGGAGCCCUUCACCACCAUGUUCCUGGCCCUUCAAGGCGGCAAAUUUGAUUAUCCCGACAGGCUGUUCAGCUCGGUGUCGUUGUCGUGGAAGAACUGCCAGCGGGACACAUCUGAUGUGAAGGAACUGAUACCCGAAUGGUAUUUCCUGCCCGAAAUGUUUUACAAUUCGUCCAACUACAGGCUGGGUCAUCGUGAGGAUGGCGCUCUUGUGGAUGACAUUGAACUGCCGCCGUGGGCCAAGAGUCCCGAGGAAUUUGUACGCAUCAAUCGGAUGGCCCUCGAGUCGGAAUUUGUGUCCUGCCAGCUGCAUCAGUGGAUCGAUUUGAUUUUUGGCUAUAAGCAACGUGGCCCGGAGGCCAUUAGGGCCACCAAUGUGUUCUAUUAUCUUACCUACGAGGGCAGCGUGGAUCUCGAUGGGGUCUUGGAUCCCGUAAUGCGAGAGGCUGUUGAAAAUCAAAUUCGUAACUUUGGGCAGACGCCCAGCCAGCUGCUGAUGGAACCGCAUCCGCCGCGUAGCUCGGCCAUGCAUCUAUCGCCGAUGAUGUUCAGCGCCAUGCCGGAGGAUCUGUGCCAGAUGCUCAAGUUCUAUCAGAACUCACCGGUUAUACACAUUUCGGCCAAUACCUAUCCGCAGCUGUCGCUGCCCUCGGUGGUCACCGUGACGGCGGGUCAUCAGUUUGCGGUGAAUCGUUGGAAUUGCAACUACACCGCCUCCGUCCAGAGUCCCAGCUAUGCGGAAUCGCCACAGUCGCCGGGCUCCAAUCAACCGCUGACCAUCGAUCCAGUGCUGGCUGUCCAUGGCACCAAUAACAAUAGCAAUGCUGUGAGUCGCCGCCAUCUGGGCGAUAACUUUAGCCAAAUGCUCAAGAUCCGAUCGAACUGCUUUGUGACCACCGUGGACAGCAGGUUCCUUAUAGCCUGCGGUUUCUGGGACAACAGUUUCCGUGUUUUUGCCACCGAAACGGCUAAAAUCGUUCAGAUUGUGUUUGGACACUUUGGUGUGGUUACCUGCAUGGCCCGGUCCGAGUGCAACAUCACCUCGGACUGCUAUAUAGCCUCCGGAUCGGCAGAUUGCACGGUUCUUCUGUGGCACUGGAAUGCCCGCACCCAGAGCAUUGUGGGUGAGGGUGAUGUGCCCACUCCUCGGGCCACCUUGACGGGUCACGAACAGGCAGUGACCUCGGUGGUGAUCAGUGCCGAGCUCGGCCUGGUUGUUUCGGGCUCAUCAAAUGGUCCUGUGCUGAUUCACACCACCUUUGGGGACCUGCUGCGCUCACUGGACCCGCCCGCGGAGUUCCACUCCCCGGAACUGAUCACCAUGUCCCGCGAGGGCUUCAUUGUCAUCAACUACGACAAGGGGAAUGUGGCGGCCUAUACCAUAAAUGGCAAGAAGCUGCGCCAUGAGACGCACAACGACAAUCUACAGUGCAUGCUGCUGUCGCGCGAUGGCGAAUACCUGAUGACCGCCGGCGAUCGCGGCAUCGUGGAGGUGUGGCGCACCUUCAACCUAGCACCACUUUAUGCCUUCCCCGCCUGCAAUGCGGGCAUCCGGUCUUUGGCCCUCACCCAUGAUCAAAAAUACCUGUUGGCUGGCCUCUCGACGGGUUCCAUCAUUGUGUUCCACAUUGACUUUAACCGCUGGCACCACGAGUACCAGCAGCGUUACUAAGUGGCUGGAACAAACCCAGCAUUCCAGAGGAUACCGGAAACGGAAAUGGGAAAACGAUAACGAUCGCAACCACUACGAUGUACUUAACAAAGCGAUAAUGACGAAGGAUCCAAGCGGAUCGGUUUUUUUCUAUAGACCUUUACAACUUUAGGCUAGUAAGCAAACCUAUGUUUUUUUUUGUCUAGUAAUAAUUGUGCAUUAGUGUGUGUUUUGGCCGGAAAAGCCAGUCGCAAAAGCAAACAAAAAAAAAAAAAAGAAACAAAAAAACCAGAAAAAAAUGAAAAGAGAAGAACGGAACGGGAGAGACACAUUUUUUUUUACUAGAAUUACGAACUGUAUGUUAAGUUAUGGCAAAUGGAGAAAGUGAAGGAAGCAAAAGGAAGUGAACAAAGGAUAAAAGAAAGGAUAAAAGGAGGCAUAAAAGGAGAGAAAAACAAAGUGAAGGAGAAUAACGAGAGAGACGAAGAGGAAGGAAAGUGGAGCAGCGAAAAGGCGGCUUAAGUAAGUAGUUGAAAUAAGACAAAUGAAGUUAGUGUUUAUAAAACGCAAUAAGCAGUAAAACUAAAGCUAAAUGAUUCCACAUGCAUUAUAAUACCAACGUAGCAAAAGUUCUCUUUAAAAAAAAAAAACACA
This is a messenger RNA of Drosophila kikkawai, 12687 nucleotides long. It is a transcript of the gene rg, whose product is annotated as A kinase anchor protein rugose. Gene Ontology annotation, molecular function: protein kinase binding. The record is from RefSeq and is a predicted model, not a curated record. Gene Ontology annotation, cellular component: membrane; cytosol. NCBI's taxonomy places the organism in Eukaryota, Metazoa, Arthropoda, Insecta, Diptera, Drosophilidae. Gene Ontology annotation, biological process: intracellular protein localization.